GUGCGCUGGGGCCGUGUUUCCGGGGGACAGUAGGUGUUGCUGCACAGUAAGAUGGCGGCUCAGCAGGAGGAAGCGGUGCGAGAGUUUGUGUCGGUGACCGGCUCAGAGGAGGAGAGAGCGCGGUUCUUUCUCGAGUCCGCCGGCUGGGACCUGCAGUUAGCACUAGGCAGUUUCUAUGAGGACGGAGGAGAUGAUGAAGACAUAGUGACACUACCACAGCCGCCCCCAGGCUCCACUUCUCGUGGUUCUGGACCUAGUGAUCACAGGGUGACGUCUUUCAGAGACUUGGUGCACGCACAGGAAGAGGAAGAAGAAGAAGAGGAAGGGCAGAGGUUUUAUGCUGGUGGCUCAGAGAGAAGUGGUCAGCAAAUCGUUGGUCCUCCAAGAAAGAAGAGUCCUAAUGAACUGGUGGAAGAUCUUUUCAAAGGAGCCAAAGAACAUGGAGCGGUUGCUGUGGAUAGAGCUACCAAAAGCCCUGGAGAAAGCAGCAAUCGGGCAUUGCCUUUUGCAGGUGGUGGGUACAGACUUGGGGCAGCUCCAGAGGAGGAAUCAGCCUAUGUAGCUGGUGCUCGCAAACACCAUCAAGGACAGGAUGUCCACGUGGUUCUGAAGCUCUGGAAAAACGGAUUCAGUCUGGACGAUGGUGAAAUGCGUAGCUAUCAGGACCCCAGCAAUGCGCAAUUCUUGGAAGCAAUACGCAGAGGUGAGAUUCCAGGUGAGCUUCGCAGACUUGCUCAGGGCGGACAGGUGAACUUAGAUAUGGAAGACCACCGUGAUGAAGACUUUGCGAAAGCUAGAACUUCCUUCAAAGCCUUCGCAGGAGAAGGGCAAAAACUGGGCAGUACGACCCCCAAUGUCCUCAGCGCAGCAUCCCCGUCACAGCAGGCUGAGAAUGAGGCCAGAGCCAGCUCAUCAGUGAUUAUCAACGACUCUGAUCCCAUUACUAACAUCCAGAUUCGACUGGCAGAUGGGGGGAGACUUGUGCAAAAGUUCAAUCACAGUCAUAGGAUCUGUGACAUCCGUAUGUUUAUUGCGAGCGCCCGACCAGCCAUGGCUGCCACCAGCUUUGUGCUCAUGACAACUUUUCCAAACAAAGAGCUGACAGAUGAAAACCUGACCCUGAAGGAAGCAAACCUUCUAAAUGCCGUCAUUGUGCAGCGAUUAAUAUGACAUCACGUUCCCCCCUUCCCGGCAUUCUGUUCCACUCUUACUUGCUGUUCUAACCUCCGCUGGUAAAAGGGAGCCAUUCUGUCUUGUAGUCCUGGGUUCCCCAAUGCUUCGGGUGGACUCCUAAUAUCCUCUCUAGACGUACAUUUUGCAGGAUUUGUAAUAAGCGUUGGACUUAAAAAGUGAAAUAAAUAGGAAAUAAACCAACAAA
Messenger RNA from Bufo gargarizans (Asiatic toad), 1378 nucleotides. It is a transcript of the gene NSFL1C, whose product is annotated as NSFL1 cofactor. Gene Ontology annotation, cellular component: cytosol; nucleus. Gene Ontology annotation, biological process: membrane fusion; autophagosome assembly; nuclear membrane reassembly. The record is from RefSeq and is a predicted model, not a curated record. The transcript is spliced from 9 exons. Lineage: Eukaryota; Metazoa; Chordata; Amphibia; Anura; Bufonidae. The coding region runs from base 52 to 1170 and encodes 372 amino acids. Gene Ontology annotation, molecular function: ubiquitin binding.